GGUAGCUAGUGUUCUUCGCUUAACGCUCUACACUGCGCAUUGCGCACCCGGAUUGCAGAAAAACGCAGGUCUUCGGCUCUCGGCCACGUGUCGAGCGGACAUUAAUGGCUAAGAGACGUGCUGAGGAAUGUCUGCUGUACGAGUCUCCCUCCAAACGGUGCUGUGCUCGCCUGAGCCGUGUUGACAUCCCGCUGGACAGCAUGGCUCCAACCGGCGGGGGCGUGAGUCCGCCGGCCCUGCUGGCUUUGUUGGACAGCCGCUGCAGAAAGCGGUCGCAUUACCCAGAAGCCCCGGACAGCCAGGUAGAAACCAGAACUGCCCUGCACGGUAAAGCCGUGCAUUGCGACGCGAGGGAGAAUAUAAACGUUGAGAGUGUGCACACUUCUGGAAGUUUCCAGAAGCGACCCGUCUCCCCCGGCCCGGAUACAAAUCCCUCGAAACGACCCCGGAGUGACUCCAAAAGUUCAGAGACUGAUAUCCGCGGGGCUGCUGAUGAAGGCGAUAAAGAACAAAACACUGAGGACUUCAUCUACAAUUCCUUCCAGUACUGGAGGUUGCCCUUACCCCAACUAGACCUUUCUCUUCUGGAGAGUGGAAGUGAUGACCCCCAAACUAAAGGAACGUCUAAACUCAAAGAUUCUUCUUAUGAUGCCAUGGAGACCUGAAGAGUGAAAAUACUAUUCCUGCUGUCAGGACAUCACAUGGAAGACACUGAGAUAUUUUUGAGAACAUAAGAAGACUGCUUGAAAUGCAUUCAGAGGAGAUGCGAAGAUAGGCUGUUCUAAACAGCCCUGUCAGAGGGAUACACACUGUCCUGGAGAAAAAUCCUACAGAAUAUGAUAAGGAACAGCACAUCUGUGAGAUGUUUGGACGUCUUUCUUAACGGAUGCUUGUUUGUUGUUGAAUCCUGGAUAUAGAUGGCGUUUAGGACAAUCUGAUGUUGCCCCAUGACCACUGCAUUUUGUUCAUGUUAAAUUUUCAUGUUACAAGCCUAUAGUGGAAUUCAUAAGUGUAUUUUAAUGUGUUUUUGUACUAGCAAAUAUACAUACUUUUGUUCAAGAACUUAACGCAGUCUGCACAUAAACUUACAAUAAUAUCUAUUGUGUAGAUUUUCAGAGCUUGUUUUAGGCAAAUGUUAAGAAUACACAUGAUAAAUGCCUCAUUAAAAGCUUCUUGGGAUACUGUACUGGUAUGUUUAUUCCAUAUUGCUCAUAGAUGCUAGUUAUCAGAAUUUUCAUUGUUUGAAAUGAAACAUUUUCAUUCUGACUCUUUUAAUGCUUGUAUUAAAAUUUUUCAUUUGAAUUUUGAGCCAGUGCUGCCUAUGUUGUUGGUCAAUA
This is a messenger RNA of Salarias fasciatus (jewelled blenny), 1337 nucleotides long. RefSeq lists its product as uncharacterized. Lineage: Eukaryota; Metazoa; Chordata; Actinopteri; Blenniiformes; Blenniidae. The transcript has 2 exons. The coding region runs from base 105 to 665 and encodes 186 amino acids. The record is from RefSeq and is a predicted model, not a curated record.